AAUUUAGAUAACCGAUUCGUUUGGUUGUGUUAGGCUCUGGAGUGGAAGUGAAAUUCCUUCGAAUAACGUUAUGCUUGUUUCGAAUGGACUUCUAUAUAGCAUUUUGAAUGAGAACGAUUUAAGAGGAUAAACAAAGCGAUCAACAUUGUUAUUAAAGUCAGCACUGAAACUGAAUAGACAAAGAAUGACAGAAGAAAUAGAAAAGAAAAAAGAUAUCCAAGCAAAUGGAUGGAGCGCCGGCGAUAGAAACGGAAACAUUCCUCAUGAGAAAAUCAAUGAAAGAUUUCCAGAUAUAAAGCCAUCGAUGCAAAUAAUUUGGAAGAAUGUUAUCAUAAUGUCGUACAUACAUUUAUUCAGUGUUUAUGCUAUUGUACAACUUCGUCAUUGUUUUUUAAAGACUCUUUUGUUUGGUUUUAUAACAGGCUUUUUCAGUGAACUUGGUGUUACAGCAGGCGCUCAUAGACUGUGGACUCAUCGAUCAUAUAAAGCAAAACUUCCACUGCGGACAUUUUUAAUGAUUAUCAACACGCUUGCGCUACAGAAUUCAAUAUUUGACUGGUCACGUGAUCACCGAUCUCAUCACAAAUAUUCGGAAACCGACGCAGAUCCACACAAUGCCAGAAGAGGUUUCUUCUUCUGCCAUAUUGGAUGGUUAAUGGUUCGCAAACACCCAGACGUUAUAAGAAAAGGAAAAAAUAUUCCGCUGAAUGAUUUGUUGGAUGAUCCAGUUAUUGCAUUUCAAAGAAAGUAUUUUCUCUUGCUUGCUCCUCUGUGUUGCUUUAUCAUACCAUCUAUAAUACCGUGGUAUUUUUGGGGAGAAACAUUGUGGAAUGGAUACUGCAUGAGUGUGUUGAGAUAUUGUUGUGUUCUAAAUAUAACUUGGACAGUCAAUAGUUUUGCACAUCUAUUUGGAGAUCGACCUUAUGACCGAACGAUUCAUCCUGCUGAAAACUAUUUUGUAUCUUUAGCUGCAAUAGGAGAAGGCUUUCAUAAUUAUCACCAUACCUUUCCCAGCGACUAUUCUACUAGUGAAUACGGAUAUCGACUCAAUCCCACGACUGCUUUUAUUGAUCUCAUGGCGUUUAUAGGACAAGCUUAUGAUAGAAAAUCUACAACGAAAAAUGCGAUUCAAUCUCGCAUGAAAAGAACUGGAAAAUAUUCUGAUAUUAAAGAGGCUGGGUGGUGAUUUGUAAUAUAUAUAUACUUCUAAUAGUCGGAAAUUAAACUUCAACGCCAUGUUUCAUUUCAUCUAUUAUUGUUGGUACCGUGGGAUCUUUUCUCCAAACAUAUUUGUAUAGACCUGCAGUAGAACAUAUCCGUUGAAUAGCCAUCCAUUUCGCGACUCAAACCCUUCCCAAAUUAUAUUUCUUUUGGAAUUAUAUAAAUUUAAUUCAUAGGUGUGUAGUUAAGUUCCUGUAAAUUUCAUGAUUCUCCGCAUUUUGUCGAAUUGAUCUUCCUUCUAUAUUGUUCUAAUAUACUUUGUCUAUAUUUUUGAAAUAUACAAUUCUUCACGAA
Messenger RNA from Styela clava, 1515 nucleotides. Its product is annotated as stearoyl-CoA desaturase 5-like. Gene Ontology annotation, molecular function: iron ion binding; stearoyl-CoA 9-desaturase activity. NCBI's taxonomy places the organism in Eukaryota, Metazoa, Chordata, Ascidiacea, Stolidobranchia, Styelidae. The record is from RefSeq and is a predicted model, not a curated record. Gene Ontology annotation, biological process: unsaturated fatty acid biosynthetic process. Gene Ontology annotation, cellular component: endoplasmic reticulum membrane.